Molecule: messenger RNA, 891 nt
Organism: Miscanthus lutarioriparius
Lineage: Eukaryota; Viridiplantae; Streptophyta; Magnoliopsida; Poales; Poaceae
Source: the annotation of a GenBank genome assembly
AUGCAAGGAUUCAGACAGGCCAAUGCAUACCUCGAUGAAGCAGUCAUGGAAAACAAGCCUAAGAAGCUCGACGGCUUGACGACAUCCCACGGCACACAGGGAUGGCGUUCCUGGCGGAGCGUUGCGCGUGCGCAGGGCCAGCAUCGCUUGGCGCCGUGGCAGCUGCUGCGGCACCACGCGGCCACCGACGCGUGCGUCUCUGCGCGCUGGCAGUGGGUAGCAGCGGGGGUCGGGGAGCCGUUCGGGGCGUCGUGGGCCUGGGCGCCGGGGUCAGGGCGAAUGCGAAUCGUUCGAAGUGUUCGGGAGGAGACGGCGAGGGCGACCUGGCGGCCUCCAGCGUGGAGAGGCGGUGGUUCCACCUUCGAAGGAACCGACGAUGGUGACCCUCCAGGCAGUGUUCUCUGGCUCCGCCGCAUCGAAUCCUGCAGCAAGGUCGCUCGCCCGGGGACAUCUCAGCGCGGAGAAGAGAAUGCGCCGAGGGUCAGGGAGCCUCAGCCGGUGCUAGCGGCUCUUCGUGUGCGAGGACGGCCGCGCGACGGUGGCGGCGCAAUCGGCGGCCGUCGGCAAGGCAGUCGAGCCCCACCGGAGCCGCGCCCCACCGGAGCUCCCGCCCGGCACCGGCCGCCGUGCCCGCCGGGGUCGCGCCUGGCCGUGGCCGCGCCGGCUGGGACAGCACCCGCCGGGGCCGCGCCCAGCAUCGGCCGCCGCGCUCCGGAGCCCCAGCCGCCACACAGCUCUCCGGCAACCGCACCUCCGCCGCGCUCCGGAGCCACGCCCGCACCCGCCGGGGCCGCGCCCGCCCCGCCGCCGCUCUCCAGAGCCGCGGGGUCGCGCCCGGCCGUGGCCGCACCCGCCGGCGGAGAGGCAACCCUAGGCCCAGCCCAACAAUAA